Molecule: messenger RNA, 302 nt
Organism: Symbiodinium sp. CCMP2592
Lineage: Eukaryota; Dinophyceae; Suessiales; Symbiodiniaceae
Source: the annotation of a GenBank genome assembly
GGAAGGUGUCCGCGUGCAGCGCCUAUGACAGCUGCUGGGCAGCGUCGGAGGCAGCAGCUGCGAACAACUAUAACACGGCCGUGAGCAUUUCCAACGACCUGAAGACCCAGUGGAAUGCGCUGAAGCGCAUUCAAUGCCUUCUGGAUGUGCUUGUGCUUUCAACGUCGGGAGAUCAAACUGCAGCUUUGACCGAGUGUAUCCAGAAGAGUCACAGCACCGAUGCCCUCACCAUCGUGAAGCCUCAAGUGCCCGGCAAGGAGACUUGCGUCACUGGGGCGAAGCCGGAGGGCUGCAUCCUCUAA